Aspergillus sclerotioniger CBS 115572 is the source of this 1690-nucleotide messenger RNA. Its product is annotated as putative cytochrome P450 monooxygenase. The transcript is spliced from 2 exons. The coding region runs from base 130 to 1518 and encodes 462 amino acids. The record is from RefSeq and is a predicted model, not a curated record. NCBI's taxonomy places the organism in Eukaryota, Fungi, Ascomycota, Eurotiomycetes, Eurotiales, Aspergillaceae. Gene Ontology annotation, molecular function: heme binding; iron ion binding; oxidoreductase activity, acting on paired donors, with incorporation or reduction of molecular oxygen.
GACCUCCUCACAAUCUCCAGCAUCAAGCUGCCCCUUCUCCUCCUGUCCUCUGGCAUCAUCGCCGUUCUCCUUAACGGUUUUGUUCGCAACAGUCAAGCCGACCAAGAUGGCGCGCAGCCUGCCCCCCGCAUGUUCCAAUGGGACCGCUGGCUAGGACUUGAUACAGUCGUCAGCCAAAUGUGGGCGCUCCGAACAGACACCUACCUCGACUGGCUGCGUCGCUUGCACAAGAACCAGCCCAAAACCUUCUCGCUGCAGUUCUUCACGGGGCGCUGGAUCUACUCCAGUGAGCCCACCGUUCUCAAAGCCGUGUAUUCCACCCACUUCAAGGACUUUGGUGUCGAGCCCAUCCGCCGCAACUCCAAAUUCACCAUGCCAUUCGCCGAUAAGGGCGUCAACACCACCGAUGGUGCCGACUGGAUGUUUAGUCGCACGCUGAUCAAGCCGUUCUUUGAGCGCGACGUCUACCACAACACCGAUCGCAUCAAGCCCUUCGCCGAUCGAUUUCUGAGGCUAUUCCCCGCGACGGAUGGCGAGACCUUUGAUGUCCAGCCCCUGCUGCAACGCUGGUUCCUCGACAUUAACAGCGACUUUAUCUUCGGCAAGUCGUUGGAUUCGCUGGUCGAUGCAUCUCGGGCCAAGUUUGCCUGGGACAUGACGACGGCCCUGCGCGGUGCAAGACUGCGUGCUCAGGCGCAUCGCUUCAUGUGGGCCUUCAACUGGGGAUGGUGGCUCGAGGCCGUGAAUGACAUCCACAGUUUCGUCAAUGAUAACAUCCGUUCCACAUAUGCGGAGCUGGACGAGCGUGACCGGCUCAUCAAGGAAGGCCACGAAGUCGGGCCCGAGCGCACCGAUCUACUGUGGACAAUGGCCCAGCAAAUGCGCGGCGAUUUCGAGGGUCUGCGCUCCCAGGUCUGUCUGAUCAUUGUGCCGACCAACGAUACCACCUCGAUGUUUAUCGCCAACUGCAUCUGGUAUCUGGCUCGCCAUCCGGAAGCUUGGCAAGCCCUACGGCAGGAGGUUGCCGCUUUGGGCAAGGACGCCCCCUUGACCUUUGAUGUUCUGCGCAAUAUGCCUUACCUCAACGGGGUGAUGAAUGAGACCCACCGCCUUAUCCCCAACAACGUCACCCAAGUACGCGCCUGCCUCGCCGACACCGUUCUCCCCCUGGGAGGAGGUCGUGAUGGCCAAGCGCCCCUAUGCGUCCGCAAGGGCGAGAUAGUCUCCGUCAGCAAGAACGUCAUGUACCGGGACCCCGAUCACUGGGGCGCGGACGCGGACGAAUAUAAGCCCGAACGCUGGGACGGACGACGCGGUACCUGGGGAUUCGUGCCGUACGGGGGCGGGCCGCGCCGCUGUCCGGCACAGAUGAUGGUCCAGACCGAGUGUGCGUAUAUGCUUGUGCGUAUGGCGCGCGAGUACCGACGGCUUGAGGCACGGGAUGCACGGCCUUAUCGGCCGGUGAUGCGGAUUGGACCGUCGAAUAAGCAUGGGGUUCAGAUUGCGGUUUAUAAAUAGAUGAAUGGCUUGCGGGAAAGGGAAUUCAAAUGACAUUAGUGGUUGAAGAUGCAGGCUGUGAUGUGGUUCUACAUGAAGGAAGUGAACUGAGUUGAAUUGUGGUUAUGGUCUGUUGUGAUGAUUGAUAUACUAUUAGUUGUGAUUGCCAGUCAAGUAUACAUAGUAAGGAUAC